AUGCCUCCCGCCCUUUAUCUUGUCCGCCACGGCCAAGGCGAGCAUAACCUCCAUGACUCUCACCAUCUUCGCGAUGCGCAUCUCACUGAUACAGGCAAAAACCAAUGUCGUGACUUGAGAGAUAGUUUUCUUUACCAUGAUGAUCUCUCUCUCAUUCUGGCAUCUCCUUUGAGGCGAACUAUUCAAACCGCGGCGCAUGCUUUUCAUCCAGCUUUAGAAAAGCGCCAGAUUCCCUUCGUCUUGGCCCCCAAGGCACAGGAAAUCAGUAAGCGGCCCUGCGAUGUCGGUCUGAUUGUGAUGUUCUCAUGGCUGAGAUACCAGCUUACUGGAGGAUGGUUGGGGAAUUCAAAGAAAGAUUUAUAUGUCCCUACAACUGGAGCGGUGCGAAGGCGUGCAGCUCAACUGCGAGUCUGGCUAUGGCAGCUUCCACACGAGCAUGUCCUCUUGGUGUCUCAUGGAUCCUUCCUGCAUUACCUGACUGAAGAUUGGUCAUUCUAUGCCACUGCCUACCGCAACUGUGAAUAUCGACGAUUCACUUUCACGGAAGAUUCCACUGAAAGCGAGGCAUAUCUGCUUGAAGUUGGGAGGACCUCUGCAAAGAUCGGAAGGCCUUUGGGUGUGGAUGCCGAUCUGCUGCUAGACCUUCAGGAAGUUGAAGGCGUGAGCUAA
This is a messenger RNA of Penicillium longicatenatum, 669 nucleotides long. RefSeq names its product histidine phosphatase family protein. Gene Ontology annotation, molecular function: phosphatase activity. The coding region runs from base 1 to 669 and encodes 222 amino acids. Lineage: Eukaryota; Fungi; Ascomycota; Eurotiomycetes; Eurotiales; Aspergillaceae. The transcript has 5 exons. Gene Ontology annotation, cellular component: cytoplasm. The record is from RefSeq and is a predicted model, not a curated record.